UCUUACCGUAACAAUAUGGGUAUCAAAUGAAAACUAGUGAAGACCAUUUCAAAAUUAUAUAUGUAGCAGCAGAAUUUUUUGUAUUUAUAAUUAAUUACUUGUUAAUGAUGUGAUUUCCAGUGAGUUUUCUAUUCUGGCCUAUGCUAUUGUGAAAAACGGUCUGCUAUUUGUGUAACCAAAUGUGUGAAAGCCGUGAAAGGGCAACGCACUGAUAGCCUAAUUGAAUUAGAUUGGGUUUGAAUCGACAGUAGCCGAAUGCACGCUUGGGACAACAACUAUCUUGAAUAAUGUCACUAAUAAAAUAAUGCAGGGCCGAGCGCAUCUUGGAGUUGAUCCAAGACUUGAUACGUAUGUGACCAUUAGGUGUGAAGAGCAUACACCACUCCACUUUCAGUGGCUGUGAUGUGACGCACAUAAACGCCACUAACUCUAAUUCUAAUAUUCUCUGAUCUAAUCAAAUCGUACACUUAAUGCCAACUCUAUAAAGGCGUUAUAAACACAAUUUCCCUAUCAAUUACACGUUUAACUAGACAACAUUUGCAUGACUCAAUGAUAAUUUAAGAGGAAACAUUCAUACAUCGAUUGAUCCUCUGUAACCCUUCUAAAUUUACUUGCAAAACAACAUUUGCAUUCGGUUCGAGAUUAUGAACGACCGUUAUCAUUCGAUCGGAACGAUAAAUAUCGUCUGAUGGGUGAAUGCCGAAUCGGCCCGACUGGCGAGGUUCCUGCCGACGACUUACUCUAUUUGCGAUGCUAUGCCGCAGCGCACGCAGCCGAAGUUGGCAAAAAUUAAAUAAAUUCAAGCGGUCGCACGCAACUGGGCCUCGCCUGGUGAACGUGACGCGACCAAUACUUUGCUAUAUUCACUAUCUUUUGUCACACGUAACGUCGGUUAAUGCGAGUAAUCCUGUUGUAAUGUACGAUCGACCUCGAAAAUCGCUGGACGCUUUAGUUAGCACAUUGUAAUUUUUUGAAUUGACAAUAGUACAUAUUAAACCUGACAGAGGUAUUGCAGUUAUAGCAAACUCCGAGGCCAACAGAAGAGCAGAUUUUAAUUUCUUUAUUGUCUCUAUAUCUGCUGUAAUCCGUUUGUUGUUGGUUUGUUGCAUCUUAUGAAACUAAGCCUUUGUUGACAUCGUGAUUGCGACCGGCACGGUAUAUAGCACACUGGUGCAAAGUGCAACCAGCAUUAUAAGUACCUCCGUUGUUUAUGCUGUAACCAAGGCAGUUUAACUUACAUUUUGUUGUGCCUAUAGUACCUAGUGUUUGUCGAGUUUGUACCUGGAGCGUAGUCUGUGGCUGGGCACAGCGCGUCACGCGAGUUUACUAAGCGAAUUAUUUUAUUAACCUUACAACCGUUACACCAGAUAUUAAUGACCAUUUUAUCGUACCUGUCGUUAACAUGCACUUCAGCUUAACAUUAAUGUGCGUAAAAUUACUUUCGUGGUAAACGACGAACAACAAACUCUUAGUAUCUAACUAAGAACAAAAAAAAAUAAACAAACCAUAAUAAUUGUUAAUUAAUAUAUGUUCAUGUUAUUUACCUACUUAUUACAUUAAAGUAGACUUUAUUGUACUUUCUGUGGCUAUGCCUACGUAGGUAUACAUUAAAUUUAUGUACAACGUGUAAUCAAAUUAUUGCCAAGCCAUUUCAAGGCAACGUCCAUCUUCACAUGGAAUCUACAGUCACUUGACAGUCGAACGCGUGGAAUCUAACAAAAAAACUCGUGGGAAAACGCAACAGCAAUCAAUUUUUUUUAAAGAUCUCAUUGGUUAUAGAUUUGCGAGCGAAUGAUGCGAAUCCAUUCAGAUAAUCGUCUAGCGCGUCACGAGCCCGAUAUUCCCGUGACAAGCGGGUUGUUUACAGCAGGUGCACAACGCUGCCGCAUACGCCGUAGACGGCUGCGUAGCGGGCUGUAAGAUCUCGGACGCGUCAGAGCACGGGGUGAGAGCGAUCCGUCCGCGAAGGUUGCGCCCGUGACCGCGCCCGCCGGCCGCCGCGCCCGCAGUACCGUGCCGCGCUCGCUCCUCCUCGCACCUCCCAGCCCGAGGACCGCCAGACCAGUGUAGUGAUGUGCCCUUGCUGAUGAUGUGUGGCCGCCAGUGUGUGACAGUGCGCGCGAACCGCGCGAGGCCCCGGCCCAAGAGACCGUAGCCCGACAUGUGGAACUUGCUAGUGCCGUUGCUGGCCCUGGUCGCUUCCGGCGGUGGGGCCACCUUCGGAGCCAACAAAGCCCUGCUCGACUGCGCAAGCCAGAUCCUGUACCUGGAGCAACAAACGUACGACAUACCUUCAGACUAUAACAGAAACAUUCCACCUGGAAAGAACACAACCGUGUUCAUAGGGCUCAAUGUCAACCGUGUUUCGGGAGUCGAUGAGAAUAAGGAGUUUCUGUUCUUCAAGGAGAUAACACUGGACGUGUUCCUACAAGUGUCCUGGAAGGACCCUCGGCUAAAGGUGGGCCUGGAGUCCAUCGACCUGCCCUGGGAGUUCCGCCAGCUGAUCUGGACGCCGGACCUGUACAUCUGGCAGCUGCAGACCAUGCGGAUACUCUCUGUCUUGCAGGAGAUGGCCUCGCUCAGGCUUUAUAAGAAUAGCACCGUCUCAGUCAGUAUUGGCGCGACGAUAACAAUAAAAUGCGAGAUGGACUUCGUGUUAUACCCUUUAGACGUGCAAACCUGCAACAUUGAUUUUAGUAGCUACAAAUACACAUCGGAGUACGUGAGAUUCGAAUGGCGGGAGGUGCCUCCGUGGCUGGGCUGGCGGCUGGCCGGCGGGCAGCGCAACCAGUUCCGCUUGCCCAAAUACGUAGUCAGCUUCACUACGGACAAAAGUAAACAUAUUGCCCAAUAUGGUGAAGGCGAGCAUUCGGCAGCGCGGCUGCAGAUGACGCUGUCUCGCGAGCUGCGGGGGUAUCUCCUAGAGAGCUAUCUGCCCUCGUCGCUGUUCGUCAUCAUUUCGUGGGGCAGCUUCUGUGUCAUCCCCGAGAUCGUGCCCGGGCGCAUGGUCCUGCUUGUGACCACCCUGCUGUCGCUCGUCACCAUGUUCGACACAGUCAGUACAAACUCGCCCGACGCGCUCGAGCUGAAGUGUAUAGAGGUGUGGCUGAUCUCGUGCACGAUAUUCGUGUUCCUGGCGUUGCUCGAGUACUUCGUGGUGCUGUUCGGCAUCCGCUACGACAAGAGCUGGUGUCGCCGCCGAGCGGACAUGCGCCGCGCCGCCUCCGCCGCGCAACUAGCUCCACCCCCUGUACACGUCAACCAUUCUCAGAGGUUGAGUUGCACUCCCGUGACAGGCACCCCACAGGGCGGAAUGUUCUCGCCGACCCUCAGUGUGGAGGACGAAGGACUCAAGCAGCAGCUCGACCAUCAGACCAUUUCGAGGGACUCGCCGCCGAUGAUGGAGACGCUGGGCGGGCGCGCCGCGCAGGGUGCGCUGGCGCGGGUGGGCGCGUGCAUCGACAAGGGCAUCAUGUUCUGCGGCGCGCAGCACGGCACGCUCGACCGCAUCGCGCUCAUGCUGUUCCCCUGCUGCUUCGUGCUCUUCACUAUCAUAUACUGGACCACGUACCUAAGUGAAGUGCAUCGGCACCCGCCGAAGUGAAAGUGUCAAACGAUUUACGAUCACAUUGAAUGUGAAGUGCCUGUGCGAGACAUUGUGUGUUGUAAAUAUUGUUAGACAAAUGCUAGUCGAUUAUACAACAUUAGUUAUACUACUUACGAUCUACGUAAGCUAGGUUAAUUUUACAACGAAAUUAAAAAUAUUUAGAAUUAUCUUCAAGUGUUCCGUAAUAGUAUAAAAUACUUAGGAUAAUGUGAUAUAAUUAUAUCUUGCUAUUUCUUAUGUACUUACCUAUGCUUGACGACGCUGUAGGACAAUAUUUAAAUUACGAUAUGAAGAACAAAGGUGACUCCUACAUUUAUAAGUGUACAUAUCCUAAGUUUAGGUAUCGGCACGGAUUUUAAGUGAUGCUGAACUUGACAAUAUACCUACAAAUGGAAGUUUAAUUUUAACCUCUAUUUGUUAGGACCACGGUCGCUUUUUGAAAUGCCAACAGAUGUCACCGUUCAAGAUCCGUGACACAUUGUCUACUUACCAAAGUAGAUAUAAAGGUAUUAUGUACAUGCAAAUUGGAACAAUUAUUUACAACCGUCCAGAACCAAGCCUUGUGCCUUUGUAACAAAUAUAUAUAUGCUACAUACCUACAAACCCAUAUCAAUAGAUAUAUCCCUAAAACCAUGUGCCCUAAAAUUAGGUUUUAAUCCAGUUAGGAAAGGUUUUCUUGCUUCUGUGAAUUAUACGACAUACAAACGAUAUCUAAAUGAGAACUCAUCUAAACCAGAACUUAUUGUUAUCGUAUCUCAUUCUUCGAAUCGGGCCGAUAAAGUAUGAUACUAAUUUGGCGUCGAUAAACAAAUAAUAACUCACUUGGAGCUUAUAUUAACGUACUUUUUAUAUAAAUACCUCUCUACUAUAUUACUUAAUAAUUAUGUUUGUAAAAACGAGAUAUCAAUCUAAUUAUGUAAAAAAUAUUAGUUAAGUAUUGAACGCUCGCCUGUUCCGUAUUGUCUACCACACUAUUGCGAUCGAGUCUGGUUAAAAUGUACACCCAGCUGCAAAAGUUCAUACAUAUAUGAAUGGAAUUGAUUCAUAUGUGGGUAUGGACUUUUGCAGCUCGCUGUACCCAAAAGUCGUUUACCCACUACUGGUAAUUAACACAGACAGUGAUUAAUCAAAUAAAGUCAGAAACGAAUAUUCUAUAUAACUUUUGACCAUUAUAUCAACUUCAAGUGACUAUUCUUGUCAACUUUUUAUUUUUAAUAUUACUUAAGUACAGUCAGCAACAAUAAUAGCGGAUGAAACGCUCCUAAAGUAUCUGACACCCUGGAAAUAUUUUCUAUUAUAGAAAUAUUAUAUAUUAUAUACCUCUAUAUAAGCGGUGGUGGCCGAGUGGAUAUGACGUCCGACUUUCUAUCCGGAGGUCGCGGGUUCAAAUCCUGGCUCGUACCAAUGAGUUUUUUGGAACUUAUGUACGAAAUAUCAUUUGAUAUUUACCACUAGCUUUUCGGUGAAGGAAAAACAUCGUGAGGAAACCUGCAUACAUCUGCGAAGAAAUUCAAAGGUGUAUGUGAAGUCCCCAAUCCGCAUUGGGCUAGCGUGGGGACUAUAGCCCGAGCCCUCUCGCACAUGAGAGGAGACCUGUGCCCAGCAGUGGGACGUAUAUAGGCUGAAUUAUUAUAUAUAUCUCUACCGGUCUGGCCUAGUGGGAAGUGACCCUACCUAUGAAGCCGAUGGUCCUGGGUUCGAAUUCCAGUAAGGGCAUUUAUUUGUGUGAUGAGCACAGAUAUUUGUUCCUAAGUCAAGGAUGUUUUCUAUGUAUUUAAGUAUUUGUAUAUUAUAUAUAUAGCUGUCCGAAUACCCACAACACAAGCCGUCUUGGCCUACCGUGGGACUUAGUCAAUUCGUGUAAGAAUGUCCCUAUAAUAUUUAUUUACAGUUUGCAUUCUAAAGAAUCUGUUGCAGUCUAAUUAUUCCACAUACAGGGAUCAGUAUAGUUUUGAUAAGCUAUCAGAGAAUAUUGAUCGCGUACUCUGAUCCGUUACUCUUGGCGCUGAUUGUACAUAACGCUUGAGUGGUAGUGGGUUAGACAAUCUAAAAUACUUUAAGGGACCAUUAAACUUACUCGUACUUAUAUACUCGUAAGUCAGCUGCUUUGCGUGAUGGUGAAAUUAUCGUAAUAUUGUACACUGACGUCAAUAAUAACAUUACUUAAUGGCGCUAAAAUAUUUGCCAUCGGUACCCCUGGGAUUUUGAGUUUCCAAAACGUCCCGCUUGGCGCGCUGUUUCUAAAUUCCAUACAAAAUGAGACUUAACGCAAACGCGUACGUCACGUUUCGAUAUCGAAUAAAUUUACAAUAGGGGUUCUCUUAUCCUUUCAACGAACGAGUCUGACUUUAGUUUUCAAAGUGGCGAAACACUCUCGUCUCAGUCCCGCUUCAUGACCAAAUGAGAGGAGGCAAUAAGGUAGAGCCUCGGCUAAAGUCUCAAGAACCCUCAAACAAAAACCCGCUCCCAUACAAUCGUAAUUACGCUCUUAUUUUAAAACGACAAAUUGAAAUAAUAUAAAACUUGGCAUGAACGGUUUAUCAAUCAAUAUUUAUUUGCAAAUGAAAACAUUAUAUAAUGCAUGCAAAUACAAUUUUUAACGAACAUUACACCACUGGUAAUGUCAAAAUUAAUAAUUAAGAAUUAUAGUCUAUAAGUAAGAAUAAUAAAUUAAGAAUAAAAAUCUAUUACAAUCAAAAAAUAAAGUAGGUAUAAAAAGAAAUUAAAUUUUAUGUAUUUAAAUGUCAAUUAAUUAGAGAUUGGGAAUGAAACUAAGAAAUAAUGUGAAGAAAAAAAAAUAACAUGAUGAACAUAUACAACAAAAAUAGUGGGGAUCUGUUUAAGGGCAUGAUCGGUAUCGUGUACUGAUUAUAAAAAAAAUCAAAACUCUUUUGACACGAUAAUUUUUUUUUCUAUUGGACAGGUCGUCCAAUUCGGACAACCCUCCAUACAAACUUCGACUUUUUUUUUUACCGCGAUACCGCACGAACAGGAUACUAUUACGAUACUGCGUGAUACGAUUUUGUUAUCUAUGACUGGUAUUUGUUUCUGUUGCUAAAAAUUGCAAUAUAGGUUAUAAAUAAAAUAGAGCGUGUAGAAGUUUUCAAUGAAAAAUGUCUACUCGCUCUAUUUUCUUCGUAUUACAAUUGCUAGCAACGAAAACUAGUCCCAGACAUAGAAAUAUGUUACUUGAAUUACCAUGUCAAGUUUCAAAAUCGUUUUAAAAUGAAAGCGUGAAUUCGACUGACAUACAUCGAUGUCCCUUAUCAUUACUACGUCAAGAUACAUCCUAAUAAGAAAGCCUUCAUUAAUUCAACAUUGUUACUUAAACCGACGCUAAUUAGUUGUAGGUAAUAAUCCAGCCCCCUUUCAGUCUUAUAUUAAGGUCCGGCAGUAGUCAGGGCAGCGUGUGGGUAUCUACUUAAGCAUAAAACCCUACACAAGGAUAAUUACUAUAGAGAGAUAAAAACCCCUUGAUAUUAUCCUUGGUUGGUAAUCACUAAUCACCGAACCAGUCGAUUACAAUUCAAAUAUUGAUAAAAACAAGAAGGAUCGCCUGCGAGCGAUAAUUAUUUUUUAUAUUAAAAGGAAAAUGGGAAAAAUCACUUGCGACUUUUUGAAACACCAAUCCGAUCGCUCUUAACCAACCGAGCCACCGAAGCCUACCAGAAGCGUGCGAAUCUUUCCACUCCUUCCUAUUUUUCUUGUAAUAUAUAAAUUGAAAUACUUGGUUAUCACCCUGGUGCGAUUUCUGGAGUUUACGGUUAGCAGAAAACCAUCCGUUUGCUAUCUUGACCUUCAAAAAACUCUGAUCAGAGGGUUUGCUAUCCGGAUCCGAAAUGUAUGAAAUUAUCCGAAUCUGGAUCCGGAUCCACGGAUCAUCCCAUAUAUUUCAGACCCGUUGUGCAAACCCUAGUCCUGAAUAACAGUCAAAACGAGUAUUGGGAUCAAACUCCGAUUCUUAAUAUAAAUUGUAUUAUAAAAAAUAAUUGAUUAAAAUAAUUAUUUACGUAAUAAAUAACGUAGCCAGAGAUAUUUUUAUUAAAAUUUCGCUGAAUUCAGCGAAUUUGAUUGUAAAUAACUUUUAUAAUAAUGUAGUAAGACUGCUCAGUAAGAAUUUAUACUGUGUAGAUUAUGUACGUAAGUUUGUUUAAAAUCUUAUCGCUUAGAUUUAAAUUACAUUUAAGUUAAAUUAAGUUUUCCAAUCUAGUCAAAUAUUCAGUACUUAAUUUUGUAGUAAGCACCUAAUAUUGUUUUACAAAGUGUUUCAAUACGUGACCAAACCUGUGGAUUUAGCUAGAAGAUGAUUAUGCUAAAAGCUAUUUAUAUUAUAGCCAUAAUGAGACGUUAUACGUGCUGGGUAACAGCCAUUUUACAUUUAAGUGGGUGUCCGAAACGAUAUUGAUAUAGUCAACAAACAUUACAACAAUAAUAAUAUCGGAUCGGGCUAUAUAAGACAGCAAUAUAAGGCCUAUUCGAAUUCAAUGCGGCCGAGACUGCGAAUCGUGUCACGUUCGUAUUACCUAUAUCAAUAACGACAACAACAAAUCAAGUUAAGGUGAUUAAACUUCAAAUAGGUUUGAAGCACCCCCAUAACGGACGCCAGAGUACGUUAAGGAUCCGUGAAUACAUCCCAACAAGCGACAGGAAAACCUGCAGUUAUGUGUACAAAAUCUCAUUAUGUUAACUUAACAUUUUGUCGCACAUUUAAUACCUCGGGAAAUAUGGUCACUUAUUUUUCCCUAGAUUAUUUUCAGUGACAUAUGUGUAACUAUAGUCAGCAGCAAAUACACGCGGGCGAAGAGUUCAAGAUUUUUAAAUUCUGUAUGCCCAUUGCUGUGAUUGCAAGAGGCUAGCCUAGAUAGGCAGUUAUUUACAUCGUUGCACAUCUGGUGCUGACUGUGCUAUUCUCAAGCAAGUAUCAAGAUUGCUUGCUAGCAUCAACGCGCGUUAUAAAACUUAGCACAAAUUAAUGUAGGUAUAGUAUAAACGACAGACUCCCUGAUGGUAUAGAGAUAUAUCUACUUAUAAAUUAGCUGGUAUAUUCCUGAACAGGCACUUAUCUAUCAGAAUAAAUAUAGGUAAGGUCAAUGUGGAGAAUACCGUCUACAAUUAAGCUCUUUCGUCACUUUUGACACUUGCGUUUGUACAGUCGCUAUCCGAUAUAUCUGAGCGGCCGAGGUUCUCAAAAAUAUCUGAACACGCACUCUAAAGCGGCCCACUGAUUAACUGUCCGCCGGACGCUAUCGGUCUGUCAGUUCGGAACUGUCAACUUUUUGUUCUAACUGACAGGCUGAUACCGUCCGGCGGACUGUUAAUCAGUGGGCCCCUUAACGCCUUAACAAUAGAGGUGUAUUCAGAUAUUUGUGAGCACCAUGGCCGCUCCGAUGUAUCUGAUGGCGAUUGUACAGUCAGCGUCAAAUACUUUGUAGCAGUCAAAGUGGCCAAAUAGUUCGGUACACUAUACUAAAUAUAGGGUGUACCGAACUAUUUGGCUACUUUGGUUGCUACAAAGUAUUUGACGCUGACUGUACACAUACUCAACGUACAGGUCGGUAAAGCAGGAGUGAAGCUUUCUUCCUUUCCUUUCUGACUGUGUCUGAGCACUUACUUUACUCUUUGGUCUGAGCGACGUACCUACAAUAAAUAUUAUAUGCGCCUCUUUCCCACAUUGACUUUACUAACGUCAGGUUUUUUUCAGUCAUUAAAUCAAAUGUUGACUUAUUCUAAACUUCUGCGACCCUGCUAGAAGGGAUCAAAGUGACAAUUUUCUUUUCAUGUCAAUAAUAUUUCGAAACAUAAUAAUUUCCUCAUAGGUAAUGUGAAAAGCAGUAUGAGUCACAUGGUAGCAAAAUUAUCGCUACCUUGGCCAUUAACACUUGCAUACCUCACUACGCUCAGGAUUCUAUUAUAUUAUGAAGAAUCCUUCACUUCGUUCAGGAUUCAAUGUACGCCCUCGCUGUAAAUAUGUCAUUUUGCUCCCUUGUGAUACAAUAUACUAUUGUAUCAUGCAACUAGUCUACUGAAUAAGAAUCUUUGUAAUAGUUUUUCACCAUUUUAUAAACGUAAAGGUGUUUAAUUUCUUAGUUUAUUUUUAUAUAUGUAUUACCUAUAUUAUGUCCUCACAACUGAGGUGGAAAGUUGUGUGUGCCACACGAGACUAAAUUUGUUUGAACCUCGUACUUACACUUUCGCUAUGCUCAACAUUCUAAUUAGAAUCACUCGCAGCAAAACACAACGUUGCUCUCUUGUUGGACAAACAACAUUUAUUUCUACCUUUCACACAUGUAGGUAGAUAGUAUAAGUUUAUAAGUGAGAUAAUAUCAAACGAAGCUAGGACUGCUGCGAUAAAAUAUAAUAACUAUCAAGUCUUAAAUAAAUUUGACCCUUUUUGCCAAAACUUCACUUUGUCGUUUGUCAAAAAGGAUUACUAUAGCAUCCUCAUGCCUUAAAUAUACACGAAGGAACCAUUGAUAAUUCUAUAAACCUAAGUAUAAAUGCUAUUGUAAGCCAAACUAUUACAAUAUUUUAGGGUAUUUUAGACACAGCUUUGAAAUUAUAACUACAUAGCUCAUAAAUUUGUGCCUUUUCUAUAACACUAUGCUUUUUACUCGAGGAUGUAAAAUUAAAUGGGAACAGGCUGUAAAAUAAUACUUUGAAUUCUUAAGCAAUAAUAAUGUAAAAGUUAAUAAUGUUGAUUCUGUAAAUAAUGAAAUAAAAGACAUUAUUUUAAAUUCAA
This is a messenger RNA of Cydia pomonella (codling moth), 10346 nucleotides long. RefSeq names its product glycine receptor subunit alpha-2-like. Bases 2162 to 3604 code for a protein of 480 amino acids. NCBI's taxonomy places the organism in Eukaryota, Metazoa, Arthropoda, Insecta, Lepidoptera, Tortricidae. Gene Ontology annotation, biological process: chloride transmembrane transport; signal transduction; nervous system process. Gene Ontology annotation, cellular component: synapse; membrane; neuron projection. Gene Ontology annotation, molecular function: transmembrane signaling receptor activity; extracellular ligand-gated monoatomic ion channel activity; neurotransmitter receptor activity. The record is from RefSeq and is a predicted model, not a curated record. The transcript is spliced from 10 exons.